GCUCAUGGUACGAGCGUGUUAUCGCCCUUUUUUGUCUAUCGUUCUGCGGAGGUAAUCAGCAUCAACGCUUCACCUUGCCUCUGUGCUGAGUGUCUGCAAUACACAACAAACCAGUUGUUCCUCCUCGCAACAAUGGAAAGAUUACGGGGACUCGUUGGCUACGAGAAGUACGAGAAGAUCCAGCUUGAAGAUGGCGAUGUACCUCAGCCUCAAGACGAGGACUGCACGCCUUCGCAGAGGACGCCUUCGAACCUUACACGGGCCGUCGCUGGCUUCAACUUGUUCUUCCUUGUGCUGAACCUCUUUGCCUUCUUCAAGCUCUAUGUUGUGUUCCCCCAAGCACGAAACCAGCAGCUUCGUGAGCAAUCAUUCUUCUCCCCGAUAUUCGACCGGCUCGACAUCCCCGUGACGACCAAGACAAUCAACGCCUCGCUCGCCAACGAGGACGACUCGAUCUGGCGCAAGACGCCCAGCCCCGAGGUCGACGCGGCGUGGGAGCGCGUCUCCAAGCUCGGCUACCACACCAUCAGCACGGCCGACGUGCUCGCGCUCGGCAAGGACCCGAGCAUGACGGUGCGGGCGCCGGCGUCGUGGGACCGCGGCGACGACGCGCACAUUGUGCAGAUCGACAUGACGCACCAGAUCCACUGCCUCAACGCGGUCCGGCAGGCCAUGUACCCAGAGUACUACCCCGUGCGCAAGCUCAUGAAGGACGUGCACCCGCAGCACUGCCUGCACGUGCUGCUCCAGAACCUCAUGUGCGACGCGAGCGUCAACGUCAUGACGUACAACUGGAUGGAGACGCAGCAGAACCCGUUCCCCGACAUGAACAUCCAGCGCAAGUGCAGAGACUUUGACGCUGUGCUGGACUGGCACGAGAGGACCUUGGUGCCACUGUCGGAGAAGGUCAAGAAGCCGGAAGGGGUCAAGCAGUUGCCCUUGACGCCCAAGCUCAAAGAGCUCCUGGACGCGCACAAGGGGGAGAGUUCGGAUGAGACCGUGGGCGGCGGUCAUGAGGGUCACGGUCACUAGGUAUGGGGCGGCCACGUUAGUUAAAUGAGUUGCCAAUAUUCAGCAUUGCCUUCCACAGCCAUGGCUCGGGGGUUCAGGCGCCAGAGCCCUGUCACUUUCGACAAUCCUCCGGAGGUGACGUCGCUCCUUGCCAGCCAGAUGAACUACGUAGAGCGCAAAUGAUUUAUCCCAGCGAUUCGCCCAACAGCAAACAAGCCAUCCAUUAGCAAC
Messenger RNA from Microdochium trichocladiopsis, 1242 nucleotides. RefSeq lists its product as uncharacterized. The transcript is spliced from 2 exons. The record is from RefSeq and is a predicted model, not a curated record. The coding region runs from base 133 to 1032 and encodes 299 amino acids. Gene Ontology annotation, biological process: mycotoxin biosynthetic process. NCBI's taxonomy places the organism in Eukaryota, Fungi, Ascomycota, Sordariomycetes, Xylariales, Microdochiaceae.